Bacidia gigantensis is the source of this 675-nucleotide messenger RNA. RefSeq lists its product as uncharacterized. The coding region runs from base 1 to 675 and encodes 224 amino acids. Lineage: Eukaryota; Fungi; Ascomycota; Lecanoromycetes; Lecanorales; Ramalinaceae. The transcript is spliced from 3 exons. The record is from RefSeq and is a predicted model, not a curated record.
AUGGCAAGUGCAACCGGAGGAAUGGAUGUCGACGGCAUUAUCAGCCCCGAAGAGUCUGUAUCGGGUAUGCUGAGAGUUAUUGAAACCAAAGAUAUGCGGCACACUGCUACCUUUUGGACUUGGGAGGGGAAAAAUGUACCACGCAAUUAUGGCCCGGAACUCACCCAUGAGCAAGUUGCCAGACAGAACACCAAAUACUACCCCAACAUGAUGCCCCCAAAGGGGACAUUCUUGCACUGGUUUCUCACCAAUACAUGGAUACACUUGUGGAUCACCUUGGGAACUCUUACACUGCUCGCUUCGUUCACUAUGUGGGAAAAUUGGAAGCGCUCAACAACCUUCAAGAAUGGGCUUCCCACACGAGGCCAGGUACUACUGCACCCGCUCGACAGUUUUUAUCAAUUCAUCUUUGCAUGGCGGGCGUCGGCCGAUGAGCAGAGUAUGCCAUCCUACACAAAGAACCAACGUGGGGUAGACGACGUACAGAAAAGAGCUAGCUAUCGUAAGGCACAUGGAGGUGACCCGGAUGAUCAAGGAGUGGAGUAUUGGCCACCUUUCGAGAAAAAGUAUGGCCACUGUGUCAUCGAUGAGAGGAGUGGGAGGCUGGUAGAUGCAAGCACGCUGCCGAACAAUGGUGUUAGGCCUCAACCAAAGAAAUGGUUUGGGAUUUGGUGA